CAGUACCAUUUUUUAUCAUAUAAUACAAUCUUUAUGAGGAAAUUUUCUAAUUUACCAAAAAAGUAGAACAAUAAGUAACAACCAAGAUAAUUUAGAACGAAUUUCAAUAAAAACUUAUUGAUUUAUUAUUGAUAAACUUUGUAAAGUAGAGUCAAUUAUCUCUUGUUUAAUUUUACAAUAUUUAAGAGUUGUAUAAUAAAAAUACUUGUGUUUUUGGGUUUAUUACUAACUGAGAUAGUAAUUGAACUGAAUAUUUAAAGAGCAAUGGAAGUAAGUACAAAUGGUGAUUCGGUAGCUGUCAGUGAAGAUUUAUCAUGGGCCCUGCAAAUAGGUGAUUUGGAAACAGUAAAAGAACAAAUUCAAAAAUUUGCUAAAGAAAAUAGUGAUUGGAAUGUAAAUAAUUCGACUAAUGGGAGAACUUUGUUGCAUAAAGCUUGUGAUUAUGGACAUUUAGACAUUGUUGAAUAUUUAAUACAAAAUGGUGCUAACAUAGAUAAAAAAGAUAAUUUUGGAAUCACUCCAUUACUGUGUGCUUUAUGGGAAAAUCAUUUAAAAGUAGCUAAAUAUUUGAUUGAUAAUGGUGCAACAACUACUUUACUUACACCAGAAGGCUUGAAAUAUUAUGAAUGUACAGAAGAUUUAGAAAUGAUAAAUUUACUAAAACAGCUUGAAGGACAGUAAAUGUUUGUGUAAUUCUUUAAGUAUUUUUGAAA
This is a messenger RNA of Daktulosphaira vitifoliae (grape phylloxera), 713 nucleotides long. Its product is annotated as myotrophin-like. Gene Ontology annotation, molecular function: protein binding. The transcript has 4 exons. NCBI's taxonomy places the organism in Eukaryota, Metazoa, Arthropoda, Insecta, Hemiptera, Phylloxeridae. Bases 265 to 681 code for a protein of 138 amino acids. The record is from RefSeq and is a predicted model, not a curated record.